Molecule: messenger RNA, 2341 nt
Organism: Pistacia vera
Lineage: Eukaryota; Viridiplantae; Streptophyta; Magnoliopsida; Sapindales; Anacardiaceae
Exons: 5
Coding region: 50-1663 (537 amino acids)
Biological process (GO): transport
Cellular component (GO): membrane; Golgi apparatus
Source: RefSeq, a predicted model, not a curated record
CUGAGCGUUUGUUUCCCGAGAAAAAAAAAAAAAAAAGACAGAGAAAAGAAUGAGUUACACCAUGUCUGAUCCAUUCUCAAAUGGGUUUAUUAUUCUAACUAUGGUUAUAACAUGUUUCAGCUGUUUUUUAAUAAACCAAGUGAAUGCUUCGAUCCAUGAAUAUAAAAACGAAGGUUUCAUUCAUCGCUCUAAUUCUUUUUUCUUCCACGGCGGCAGUGAAGGCCUUUAUGCCUCCAAGGUUCAAGGCAUUCAUACUGAAAAUACCACUUCCAAUGAAGAUAAGCCCCUUAAGGGCAAGUCCUUUAUAAGGUUUGAAUCAAUCACUUUUCGAAGAAUAAAAGAGUUUGCUGAAAAGAAGAAUGAGAUGCAGCAAAAAACCGGAUUGGUGGAAGCUAUAAUAGUUGAGGUCAAAGAUAGGGAAAGAAUUGGGGGCUUUUAUUUGAAUUCUGAUGCUAUUUGCUGCACUCCAGAUCUUGCCAAGAAUGGGGCCUGCAAGGUGGGAGAGGUGAUCAUCCACCAAGACCCGUACAACCUUGAUUGGCCAAAACGAAUUCAGACAUUCUUUGAAGGGCAAAAUGAAGAGGCUACCAUGGCACAUGAAACAAUUGAAAUCAAUAAGACUGGAAUGUACUAUUUGUAUUUUAUGUUUUGUGAUCCAGAUCUCAAAGGUAUACUAAUUACUGGUAGAACAGUUUGGAGGAACCCAGAAGGUUAUCUUCCUGGAAAGAUGGCUCCACUGAUGACAUUUUCUGGUUUGAUGUCUUUGGCCUACCUUGUACUUGGUCUUGUCUGGUUUCUCCGGUUUGGACAAUACUGGAAGCAUUUAAUACAGUUGCACUUUCACAUCACUGCUGUCAUUGGUCUGGGGAUGUGCGAAAUGGCUCUGUGGUAUUUUGAGUAUGCAAAUUUUAAUUCAACUGGGAGCAGGCCAAUGGGAAUUACCCUUUGGGCAGUUACUUUCACCGCUGUUAAGAAGACUGUCUCCCGUUUACUUAUUUUAGUGGUUUCUAUGGGCUAUGGGGUUGUGCAGCCUACCCUUGGUGGUAUAACGGCAAAAAUAAUCCUUCUAGGUGUGACAUAUUUUGCUUUUACAGAAGCACUUGGGCUUGUUGAACAUUUGGGCAACAUCAAUGACUUUUCUGGGAAAGAAAGGCUAGUUCUGGUGCUUCCCGUUUCACUAUUGGAUGCAUGCUUUAUUGUUUGGAUCUUUUCUUCUUUAUCCCAGACUCUGGAGAAGCUCCAGAUUAAAAAGAGCAUGGCCAAAUUUGCACUGUACCGGAAGUUUACCAACUCCCUUGCUGUAACAGUUCUGCUUUCUGUUGCUUGGAUUGGUUAUGAGUUGUACUUUAAUGCAGCCGAUCCAUUGAACGAACUGUGGCGAAGAGCUUGGAUAAUUCCAGCUUUCUGGACUUUGCUUGCAUAUAUUCUCUUGGUGAUAGUAUGCAUUCUCUGGGCCCCGUCACAUAACCCAAAUAGAUAUUCAUUUUCGGAAGAGACAGGAGAUGACCUUGAAGAGGAGAGCAUUUCACUUACUGGCAGUAGUGUUAUGCUGGUGGGAGAUUUAACAACCAAGGUGGAAAGAAAGGAAAGGAAGGUGUCAAUUGUGGCAGAACCUCAUGUGUUUGGGCUAGGUGAAGAUCUUGAAGAGGACAAAAGAGAGUAAUGGCCCCAAGUCUCCUGUUUUGCAGUUUAACUCAAAAGUACAAAUAGCUACUUAAUUCAGGAGUCCCCUCACUAAAACAAUUAUCACACCUCUUAUUUGCACUGAAUGGGAGAAAGAUACACAGAAAAGUUCUUGAAUGGCAGUUGAAGUUCAAGUACCUCAACACAAUUACAGGUUCUCUCGUAUGUUUGUGGAUGUUAAUGCAUCACAACUAGACUCAAGAUUUGGAGCUUUUUGGGGAAACAAACUUAGAAUCCGAACCAUUUAGGCUCUUCCACACGCAAUGCCUUUGCUAAUAGUUGUUAAUUACUUGAUAGCAGAAACUGAUUUGUUCAAGAAGCAUGAAUUGCAUGCAUCAUAAUAUCCUAAUUCCAGUGAUUCUACAGAGUUAGGAUGAGAUUACAUUCAAAAUAUUUUUGCAGCCUUUGUAUGUCAUACAAUUGUUUCAGUCCGGCAUUUAACUGAAAUGGGAUGGUUUAGGAUUGUUAUCUUCUUAACUCCUUUUUUUUUGCGACAAAAUUGUUUAAAUCAAAUGCAACAUCUGAUUAUGGACUGUUAAUAGUUUUAUUUCUACCAAAACUGUCUGAAAACCAUAAGCAAUUAAGCAUUGACUAUUUCUUAGUUCAUGAUAUUAGUUACUUUGCUUUGCAUCGCGUAGGGGAAGGAGCAAUGACAAAA